Molecule: messenger RNA, 7819 nt
Organism: Paramormyrops kingsleyae
Lineage: Eukaryota; Metazoa; Chordata; Actinopteri; Osteoglossiformes; Mormyridae
Product: Krueppel-like factor 13
Biological process (GO): regulation of transcription by RNA polymerase II
Molecular function (GO): DNA-binding transcription factor activity, RNA polymerase II-specific; RNA polymerase II cis-regulatory region sequence-specific DNA binding
Source: RefSeq, a predicted model, not a curated record
UAAUCAUUGUUUUUUUGUCGAUUACGGAAAGAUUGCAUUAUUGCAUGUUCAGUCCCACGCUAAGUGCGUAUAGUUUUGUGCAGCUUCGAACAGGUGUCUUCAGAAGUGAAGUGUCCAUAGCGGCCAGAAAAAACAUCGCUUUGCGACUCCACUGACGACAGAGGCAAAUAUUCCCGGUUGACACGCCCACAGCAUGGGUACACACAGCUCUAAUAAAAGAAUAUUAUACUGUCAGUAUACCGGAGAGUGAACAGAUGCGAUGAUGGGAAGUAUCAGCUUCGAUCCGAUGGACUUUCAAAGAAUCACCUUGAGACAAAAUAUGCUCCCAGCGACAAACGUGUUUGAUUAAAUGCACAGACGUUUUUAUUUCAUCGCGAUCCAGGAAGUUGAAUUUUCCGAAAAGCCGGUAAAACAUCUCGAGUUUUUUUUUUUUUUUUUGACCCAACUACCUCAGUGUCAUCACAAAUCGACUGAAGGGAGAAAAUAAUUCAAGCAAGCGAAGCAUCAUAAAAACGUGGAAGCUUGUUCGCUGUAACGAAAUGGAUCGUUUUGCAGCUGAGUGCCUUGUGUCAAUGUCUAAUGGUCCUAUUGUCCACAGUUCUAAAGGGAACAGUAGAGAAAUCAGACCAGAUCCUGCCUCUGUCCCAAGAAACGGAAUGGAACCCAUUGACCUUCUGGCGAAAGACAACUCCAAUCUCUUUAUGGUAGCUAGGAUUUUGGCGGAUUUAAACCAGCACACCCCCGGUGUUUCCGAACAGGGAAAAGUAAGGGAAGAUAACAAAUUAACAACCCUUUCGAGAGAGGAUGGAAACACUGCCACACCUACCGCUCUGCACGGCGACCACGGUCUCAAAGCAAAAAGAAAACCUGUAAUUUGUCACAUUCUGCACGAAUCUGCACAGAAAAAGCACAAAUGCCACUAUUCAGGGUGUGAAAAAGUUUAUGGAAAGUCGUCCCAUCUUAAAGCCCACCUAAGGACACACACAGGAGAGAGGCCCUUCCCCUGCACCUGGCCCGACUGCAGUAAGAAGUUCGCCCGCUCGGACGAGCUGGCGCGGCACUACCGCACGCACACUGGCGAGAAGCGCUUUGGCUGCCCGCUGUGUGAGAAGCGCUUCAUGCGCAGUGACCACCUUAUGAAGCACGCCCGCCGCCAUUCCGCCUUCCAGCCCGGCAUGCUGAAGAAGCCCGAGGCCCCCACCCUGCGGCCCACCUCCCGCAGUGACUAUAGCCGCUCCGACGGCUCCAGCCCUGCCCCCAGCCCCUCCAGCCUGCCUUAGCCUCUCAUUCAGGCUCUUCGGAUGUCGUCUCCUUGCUAACUCUCUGCCUACUAUACAGUGCUCUCCAUAACCCCUUACUGUGCAAUUGCUUACACACCUCAGAGGACAAUAAUGACUCCCAUUUCAAAUAGCAAUACAACCAUUUAAAAAACACUCAUCUUCUAACCUAUUGGCAGCCGGCAGAUAAUGCAGAAAAGUCUGUUAAAGAUGACAUUCUUCUGAAGUUUAAGUUCGAAAAGAUCUGUAUGGACCAGUGUAUUCCUUUUCCUGCAUCUCAACUGGGGAAAGGCGGGGGGUUUACUUGUGCACCUCAGGAUUUGGGACUUUUUUUUUUCUCAGCUCUCUAACUCAACUGCACAAUACUAGCAUUACUUUGUUCUGAAGAUUCAGCACCGCUCAGGGAAGACAGUGUAACAGAGAGACCACAAUGAGGAUGAAUAGAAGAAUUACCAACGCUAUGCUUUGCAGGAUUUGCACUCUGAACGUGUUUUUGUUAGUUGUCGCACUGGAGGAAACUAGUACUGGAUUAAUGGUCAUUGAAAGUCGAGAUUUAGCUUUUUUUCUCUCGUUUUCCUCCACAUAACCUAGAAAUUCCUGGGGAAAUAGAUGGAAGGUCACAUUGUUUUUCAUUUUUGGGCUGUAAACCAUGCUUAGCCACAGAAACAGCUGUGUUCAGGAAGCCUGAUCACUUGCUGGAAGUCACUUUUUAUGCACUGGGAGUCAGGUAUCCCCCUGGGAGUCACAGAUGGUGCUCUGGGAGUGGGCGAAGAGUGAGCGGGGUCACACAGGCCCACUGAAUUCUACUCUCUGAACAUGGUGCCCUGGGAUGUUUCAGAGAAGCUUGCGUGUGCAAUGAAUCAGCAGCGAGUCAAAGCGGCGAGUCAGUAUGCUGUAGCAUAAGCCCUGUAAGGUGUGAAUAUUACCACCCCAGAGAGAACAUCCCUGGGCCAACCUCUUGCAGUGGAAAGUCAAAACCUUUUCAGUGUAUCUCAUGGAUGUCUUCUUUCCUUCAAACCAUGAUCUAGUUUGGAAACAUCUCGAGUCCUUCUUCCCCUAAACAGGACUGUGACCUGGCAGCAAACACAGGUUUCAGUGUCAUGCCGUAGCAGGGGUCUCUCAUACCCCAGGAGAAUGAACACUGACAGAGGCGGGUCCUGACUCACCAGCCUGAUCCAAUCCCAGUUACCUCAUACUCACAUAUCCAUAUUUCUCCUUUUCUGUGAUGAAAACAGCCCCCAGCAUAUUAAACACAGCCUUCCUGAGCCUCCCUCUCCACCCUUGACAUAAACGAAGAUAUGAAGAAGAAGCCAUCUCUGGACAAUAAUACCUAACACUCCGAACACACCCACACGAAUACAAUCUUCACACAGAAUCACUGCCAUCCAUACAGUGUGCUGUUGAUUUCAGAGCUACAUCUAUCCUGUGUUUGAAUGUCAAGUUUAAACAGUGCUGGCUUCUCAGUACAACUUAUAACUAACUAUUAUUUUUUUCUUGCCGUAAGCUGUUUUAAACUUUAUAGCGGUACAUAACUUCCAAAAUGCCUUUCUAAAUUUUCAUUUAGGGAUGCCUUUGUAUUUAGCAAGCUUCCUUAUUCAGUGUAAGGUGUCUCAGCUGACCUAAUAUAUGAGUGUGAAGCUGGAUUUAUUGGACCAAUACCCAGGGGUACUGUGUAGUUUCCUAUAAAAACCAAAAGAAAAAAAAAAGAAGAAAAAAUCUAAAUUGCAAGCAAAUGCUGUGGCUGACUGGCAGAGUUCAGGACGGUUCUGCAAAGCCUAUGGCUCCUGCGCCUUCCUGCUCUCUUACCGUAAUGUGCGUCUUGACAGGAUGUGAAAAAGAUGGUCCUUGUUGUGGUCGUCGGUGUAAUUACUGCUUUGUUUGCGCCGCGUGCCACCGCAUCGACGGCUUCAGACGUGAUCUGUCACUACAGGAGGCUGUAAUGAGAGGAGAUGCAAAUCCCGGCCCUCUUCUCGUCUAUAAGGGUGGAGGCAACAGUCCUUUUGGUCUUAUUUUGGAGCCGCUUGUGUCUGUACAGAAAAAAAGCACUCGGAAUACUGGUAGCAUCUUCCCUUGGUAAAGAAAAAAGGCUUUAUUUCUUUGUAAAAAAUUCUUUGUGUUUUUGUAAAUAAUGAUGCUACCAAAUUAUCAUCAAAGUACUAGAACAAACAGUUUGCUACCGGCAUUUUCCUCAAGGGUGACAAUGGCCCCCUCCGGCUCAGCAAACAGGCCCAAGAAAGCUUCCAGAUAUUUUAACACAGAUUUUAUGCCAUAUUAAUCUAGUUUAUAUACAUUGAUGCACAUAUAUAUAUAUAUAUAUAUAUAUAUAUAUAUAUAUAUAUAUAUAUAUAUAUAUAUAUAUAUAUAUUCUUGCAAUCUGUGCCUGUUAGUAACUAGGCGUGCCUUUGUUGAAAGUAGCCUGUGCAUGUCCUUGAUAUUAAUUCGCUUUAUGCCCUCGUUGGGUUAAAGGGCCCAGGUGGGCUGUGUCCAUAACCUGACACGAACUCCAACAGAUUCAAAGUUAGCCGUUUUCCCCUCAUAAAAAACCCAGAAAAACCUAGGCCUGCUUUACAUGUGUCAACACAGCGUGUGGCUGACUUAGUGUUCCACUGACUCAACACUGAAAUGGGACACUUGAAAGGCUGCUUUGUUGGCAGCCUACUAAAAUCAAGUUGUGACAGAAUCCCACCACGAUUUAUUUAUUUUUUCUUUUUCUGAGCCCAAAAAUCACAUGACGUAAAUGGAGGACUGUAUUGGUCGUUACCACAACGUGUCAAUUGUUGAGACCAACGUGUGGGGAGAGUUGCAUAUUAUGACACUUAUAUCACUGCUUUGUUCCAUCCCUGCUUCACUUUUACCUCAGGACAGACAUGAAUCAGCGCGCCCCAUCCGCGCUUCCCAUCUGCGAUUCCCAUCCGCGAUUCCCAUCCACGCUUCCCAUCCGUGAUUCCCAUCCGCGAUUCCCAUCCGCACGCCCCAUCCACGCUUCCCAUCCGCGCUUCCCAUCCGCCUGCCCCAUUCACUUGCCCCAUCCGCGUGUCCCAUCUCUUUCUGCGAGUAUCUGUUACGGCUGAAUUGACACAGAGGUUGAUUUCAGGUCCCCAGUUCUCCGCAGGAAGUUUCCACAUCUCGCCCCUCUCGCAUCACCUCGCGCCUGGAUGUUACACUGCUGUUCAUUUUCUCAUUUUUCUUCCUUGGCCUGGGGCAGCAGAACCCAAGUGAUCAUUUUUGUUACUUCACUGAGAGCCGGCUUGGCUUAGAGGAGAAAGUCAUGUGACAGAGGCACUGGGCAAUGGAUGGGGAGACAGACUUCUUAACCAGUAUGGGCUCACUGGCAAAGUUAAGGCAGCCCACACCUAUAUUAGGUAUAAUCAGUAAAAACAUUGAUCAGUUUGGAGAAAACUAAUGGCCUACAGUGAUGGAAAGCCCCCCCCCCCAAAUUCAUAAGUGUAGUGUAUUAUCUAUCUUUUAAUAGUGUAGUAUCUAUUUUAACAGUGUAGUAUCUAUUUUUUGAGAGUAUUAGUAUGUAAUCUGCCCAUACAGAGUAUAACUGGUUAUGCAGUCUAAAUAAGAUGAAAUCAGACUCCAAAUAUGUUUUACUAUUAUGAUAAUGAUUUUUGGUUGCCUGGACAUGUGUGUGUGUGUAUGUGUGUGUAAUGUUUUUAUUAUUAUUUUUUUUUUCCAAAUGAUCCAAUCAAAACAUUAGACACGUGCUAUUUAUUCUGUGCUUGUCUCACAUUACACUGAUCUGAACAUUGUGGAAAAGAGGCCAUUUCCUUUUCUGACUUUUUAAAUAUGUAUUGUGUGAUGUUGUUAAUGUUCAUUUUGGAUUUAUUUUAGGGUACCUGUGCUGCAUCUCAGUCAGUAUGGAUUCUAUUAUUGUAGUUAUCGAUUAUGUUUUUGUUUGCUUGCAUUGUUAUUUGUUGUAAUUUUGUACAGUGUUCAGUAAUUGAGUGGACUUCAUUAUGUCAAAGAACAUUUUGAAACAGACAUUCAAUUUCAUCUAUAGACACUGAAGUUCCCUUGGACUUAAUAUUGCCCUGCUUCCCUGCAAUGUAGAAAGGGAAAGUUUGGGGGAAUAUAUUAUUUAAACUGGGAAUUUUCAUAAAGGUAUUUUUUUCUGGGGUUGCUGUGUUUUAUUUUUGUAUGUCACAUAACCAUGGAGACCACCGCAUUGUGAGGUAGUACAGCGUAGGCAUAUAUAUAUUUCUGAGAUGUUAUUUUUAAUUAACUAGUGUUGAACCUUCCUAGGAUGAUGAUCAUCAUCAUUUUUUCAGGGUGGUGGUACAAGUUAGGUUAAUAGCUUCCUGGCUUAGAAAAAUGGUCCAAUAUUAUUUAAUUAUGAUAUUGCCUUGGGAAUAAAAAUGUUCAAGUUCUAAGCUUACUUAACAAAGUAAUAUUUUUUUUUCAUAAAUCAGAUAUCAAUGAUUAACAGAAUGUAACAUUAUAUUACAAAAAAAAACAAGUAUUGCUUAUCAUCCAGGAAAAUUUGACUUUAGCCUUGCAUUAAGCUAUGGCUCAAGCCAUUAAUGCCAUUGAAUGAUCGGUUCAGAUUACAAAAUUACUUUUGAAAUGCUGACGUAAUGGGAUAGAACGUUCACAACAGACUAAACAAGAUUCUGUUUGCUUUUGGCAUAAUUAUGAUCAUUAAAGUUGGGGACAUAUCAUGAAACACCAGAAUUUAAAUGCAUAUAUCCAGAGAUACUAUAGAAGAAGUUUUUGUUCAUUUACAUGUCUGUCAUGAUGGUUUUAAUGUAUUACAAGGAAUGAAUUUCAGGCUUUUUUUUGUAUAUUAAAUAUUAAAUGAGGUAUUUCAGGUUUAAACCAGCUCCAUAAUAAUAAUUUAUAUUAUUGAUAAUGUGCUUUCAGCCUUUUAAAAGUACAGUUCCAUUUUGUCAUAACUGACGUCACUGCCUCUAUUGUAUAGGUAAGACAUAAUCUAUUUCAACUCUUGAAAAGACAUACUUUCAAAAUACACUUUCUCCAGCUUCUGAAGGAUUGUUUUUACUAUAUUUAGACUGCAUUCAUCAAGCCACUGUAUAAAGGCUUUAUUUGAAUUUGUAUGUAUUUAUUUACAUCUGUGCAAUGUUUUUACUGUUAUCCAGUUAUCUGUUUUAGUUCAGUUUUCUCCUUUCUUGUAUAGUGUAUUUUGCUGAGAUAUUAAUUUCCAGUCCAGUCAAACUGGUGUAUUUGAACAAACCCCCCCCCCCCCCCAUUUGCCAUAUAAGGGAAAGCCGCCGCCCAGCGGGACACAUCACCCUGCGGCUCAAAAACAUUCCAGCUCCUCUUUCUCGCCGACGAGGAAAGGGCAGACCAGGACAUUGUGAGAACCGGACUAAGUCUGUGAACCUUGUUUUUUCAGGGAUGGAAAAUGGGGAAACGUCACACUGUAGGCCAACGAGCUGCACUGGGCUCUUGCGGAGCUCACUGCCGGGUCACUGCGGCCCCUCCCAUGUUUUCACUCAAAUUGUGGUCAGCACUCGUGACCAAAGUCUUCAGGAAUGAGGCAUUCUGCAUACGUGACCUCACAUUUGACUCCAAAAUAUGGAUACGUGCAUGAAAAAUGGACAGACCCCCCCUUCCAUUGUCUGUCCUGUCUCUUCACUACUGGACACUGCCUGCAGCGAAUGGCCAGGUGGCAGUGUGUACCAACUCUUCUGGCUGCAGGAGGCGAAGGAGAAUUCCCAGUAUUGAUCAUUAAUUCCCACCAGCUCCGGUGCAUGCGCCAACCGGAAGUCACCAGCCUUCAUUGUGAAAUGGAUAUUUGCUUAAAGAAUUCAGCAAACAAAGUAUGUCCUGAAACCUUGCCACACAAAUGUCCACAGGGGUCAGUGUAAAGUAGCCUCAAGCGCCCCAGACCACACUUAUCUCCAACCUUGUAUUUAUGCACUUUCCCUAAUUAUAAAAGUUUACACUUUCCAUCUCUGCGUGCUUUGUUUUGUAAAAUCAGUGACACCGAUGAGCCGGAGUUGUCCAGAAAGGUUGUAAGUGACUUCAUAAAUUCGAAAAAUUGUUAAUGCAGUCAAAUAGAUGAGUAGCAAUUUCUUGGCAUUCAGCAGAAUAUAAGAUGUGGGGUGAUACUUGAGGUCUUGCAGUGUCUUUAGUGUAGUGUAGACUGUGCACCCAUUAAUGCCCUUUCUUUCCUCACACACGUCAAUGCUGCAGAAACCCUUACUUAUUUGUCUCUUCCUGUGUCACAUGACCCGCCAAGCCCAUUCCGUGAAUAAUCUUUUUCUUAACAAAAACCAGUUUCUUUCAUGACCUUGUCAAAGCUGCCACAACCUCCAUAUUUGUUAAUCCACCAAAUCUCUGUGUUUGCCGAAGUGUUACAGUUAAAAUUCCUGCAGAUUACACAGAACUUAAUGCCCUGUAAUUCUGCCAUGUAUUUGUAUGACUUUUUGUACUUAGACGAAUAUUGUGAUUAUGUCCUAUACAAAUAAAAAAAAAUAAAUAACGAAAUGUAAAAUUCUAUACAGCAUCUUAACCUGUAUGCAUGAGCUAAGAUCACAUUUGGCAAAAAAAAUAAAUAAACAUAAAAGACUUUU